AUGGCAGAUCAAGCCAGCCCGUCGUUGCAGGUGAUUAUUCUGGGAUCCGGGGGCGGACCGCAAGAGUCCAAUGCCACGGCUUUUCUUGUCCGUUCACUAGAGCACGAUUGGCGCAAGGGCUCUCUUGUUGCCGUCGACGCUGGCGUUCACCUUUCCGCCAUUACCCGCCUCAUCGAAGAGGCGACACCUUCGCCCGUGCCAUCGACGCCCUUUGCGCUGACUUCGGGUCCCUUUGCCGGCUUGCGCCUGCCUCACAGCACCGCAUCAGCCAAUGCCGCUCACGUCGCACGGGCGCUUGUGGACACGUACCUCAUCACACAUCCUCACCUCGAUCACAUCUCUGGCUUCGUCAUCAAUACCCCCGGGCUCACUGGCACGCGGCCCAAGAAGCUCGCGGCGCUGCCCAGCACCAUCCAAGCCUUCAAGACGCACAUCUUUAACAAUGUCAUCUGGCCCAACCUCAGCGACGAGAAUAAUGGCGCGGGCCUGCUCACCUAUCUACGGCUGGUUGAGGGCGGCAGCCCUGCCCUUGGCGAGGGCGAGGGCAAGGGAUAUUUGGAAGUCUGCGAGGGCCUGCAGGUCAAGACGUGGAGCGUCAGCCACGGCCAUUGCAUGGAGAAACACAACCAUCGCGGGUCGACGGCCUCCAAUCCUUCCACACGAUACGGGAGUCAUGACGCUUCCGGCGCUGUCCCCGUGCCUCGACGGGAUACCUGCGCUACACCGCAUCCGCAGCCCAUGUCCCGGGCACACUCGCUUGCUAACCAGACCUUUCUCGGUAAUUCAUCACCGCGUCAGUCCAACGAGACUGAGCGCGUCUGCGUCUACGACUCGAGCGCAUACUUUAUCCAGGAGCAGACGACGCGCCGCGAGAUUCUCAUCUUUGGCGAUGUCGAGCCGGACAGUGUAUCGCUGAGCCCACGCAAUUUGCACAUUUGGCAGGAGGCUGCCCCCAAAAUCGCGGCCGGUAAUCUUACUGCAAUCUUUAUCGAGUGCAGCUUUGAUGAUUCGCAGUGUAACGACCGGCUCUACGGCCACCUCAAGCCUGUGUUCGUCAUGGAAGAACUGACGGCGCUCGCGGCCGAGGUGGAAGUCGCGCGGAAGCUGCGCGCCCUGGAAUCUAGAAAGCGCAAGCGCUUGAGCAUCUCCGAGGAGAGGCGUGACCGUGGACCGAAUGCGGCAUCACGCAGGCAGGCCUUUGCAGCAGAGGACCCCGUGUCGCCCAAGUCGCUUAGGCCGAGUCUGCGAGCGACCGAGGUCGCGGUGAGAACGACCGGGGGCACGGACACGCCGCACAUUGCGACGCCGACGGAGGAACUGUCGCUGCAUGAUUCGGAUUUUGGUACCGUGACGAUGCCAAUGUCGGCAACGUCAUUGUCUCGUCCGCUCAGAGGGCUCAAGAUUGUCAUUAUACACGUCAAGGAGACGUUUUCGGAGGGACCGGCCCCCGCUGAUGUAAUACUGGAGCAGCUGCAGGAUCACGAGGCGGAGGCGCAACUCGGGUGCGAAUUCAUCAUUUCCAAAGCGGGACAGUCAUUUUAUUUGUAG
Molecule: messenger RNA, 1548 nt
Organism: Beauveria bassiana ARSEF 2860
Lineage: Eukaryota; Fungi; Ascomycota; Sordariomycetes; Hypocreales; Cordycipitaceae
Product: cAMP phosphodiesterase class-II
Exons: 2
Coding region: 1-1548 (515 amino acids)
Biological process (GO): negative regulation of glucose mediated signaling pathway; cAMP catabolic process; cGMP catabolic process
Molecular function (GO): 3',5'-cyclic-GMP phosphodiesterase activity; 3',5'-cyclic-AMP phosphodiesterase activity
Source: RefSeq, a predicted model, not a curated record